AUGGCCCAGUGCAAAGCCCCUGAACAACCUAUACCCAUACCCGCGACUUCAAUGGCGGACUUGAAGAUUCAGAGUCCAGAUGCUCGUCCGGCGUCUCGCCCUUCGAUGCAGGAUUUGAAUGGGACCUGGGUGCUUGAAACACAUCUCUCAUCCAACAUACCGCUGCUUCUAAAGCUGCAAAAAAUCCCCUUCCUGAUCCGCCACGCGAUAACUUCCUCCCCAGUCCACCUCAUCCUCACGCAAUACACCGAGACAAACGCCAAAGGCCAGAACCAGACGCAUUUGGACCUCGUGCAGCGCACGGCGGGGAGCUUGACUCUCCCCGUGAUUCAGGACAAGAGGGUGCUCGACUGGAUAGAGAGGGAGCACGAGGAUUUUGUGUUUGGAAAGGUGUUGACGAGGAGUGUGUUUGUUCGUGGGAAUGUCUCGGACAAGGGGGUUGCGAAGCCGGAUUUCGAGGUUAAAGUGCAUGUUAAGGACGGGCAAGAGGUGAUAGAGAGGUUUUUGAGGGGUGAGAUUGACGUUGAUGGGAGUGAGACGGGGGAGUUUUUGGUUGAGGGAGAGGUUGGAAAUGGGGUUGACGAGGAAAGGAAAGGGUUAUGGGUGCAUACUCUGGAAAUCAACGAGAAGUCGGCUUGGACUGCUGAGACGGUCUGGGGAUUUGAGAUGGUGAAGGGGGAGAGGUAUUUGACCUCUCGGGUUGUUGUUGUAAAUGGGAAGGGGAAGUAUCAACUGGGACGAAUGGUUUUCAGAUUCCUGAGCAGGGAGGUUUGA
Molecule: messenger RNA, 774 nt
Organism: Aspergillus calidoustus
Lineage: Eukaryota; Fungi; Ascomycota; Eurotiomycetes; Eurotiales; Aspergillaceae
Source: the annotation of a GenBank genome assembly